AAACUUUAUAACAUAAAUAUGAGUUUGGCCAACAUAAAACAGAAAGAAGCCAAGGGCAAGAAGAAAAUGCUGCCCAAAUUGCGCACUGUUCUGGCCAAUCCGUAUAAACAGCACAGCCCUGUUUUGUCGGAUGAAGAAGUGCAGCAGCUUAGCAAGAUCCUCCAAAGGGCCAAGGAAGACAGCGGCGGAGAAUCGAAAUCAUUUGCCACUCGAUUUGGCAUCAAUCUUGGCCUGGAAAGCUCCUUGAGGGUCAUAAAUUCCCAGCGUUUCUCCUGUUUGCUAGUUUCUUUGAGCCUCCGACCAGCCCAUCUCAUCCGUUUAAUCGCCACCAGUGCAUCCGUCAAGGUUCCCACCGCACCCAUCUAUGCACAGCCCAAACUGGAGGAGCUUACUCAGGAGAUCUUCGGGGUAAGGGCAGUAUGUUUGGCCUUGCCUUUGGAUUUGGGUGCUAUAAGUACGGAGCUGGAGCAGUGGGUUACUGCCAGAAAAAGGACACCCACACCUGGCAAGAAGAUAAUCCCAAAAACCCCCAAGAAACCCAAGAGGAGGCCUAUAAUAACCCAACCUCUUGAAGAGGAAAAGAAUGUGCCCCCUACAAAAGUGGAAAAAAAGGAUUUUGAUGAUGAUUUCAUCUCCUUCUCGACGGAGAAACCCUCUAUAAGACUGGACCGCGAGGAUGUCCAAGUGGAAACCCAGAAACUUGGAAACGCUCUCAGUAAUUUAGCCAUGAAAGCCAAAAGUAAAAAGGUGGAAGUGAAAAAAGAGGAAUCUCCCAGCCUAGAACCCAUGGAAGUGGAGGUAGAGCCAGAACAAGUCGAGACCGAUGAAGAUGACUUUCUGCCCAGGGAUCUGCAAACCUAUAGACCUCUAACUGUCCACCAAAUACGUCCCAAUCCCGACAAGAAACCUAAAAAGAAGCGAAACAAAAAGUCAAAUCAGUUGACCAGCAAAUCCUAGCGAUAGUUGGCAACGCGGCCGCAUCAGCUGUAGUUUUUAGGUUAUGUUACCCAGUUUGUUAUCGUAAUUUUUAAGGCGCCCGCACACAAAAU
This is a messenger RNA of Drosophila takahashii, 1049 nucleotides long. RefSeq lists its product as uncharacterized. The record is from RefSeq and is a predicted model, not a curated record. NCBI's taxonomy places the organism in Eukaryota, Metazoa, Arthropoda, Insecta, Diptera, Drosophilidae.